AUGAUUGACGACGAGAAGCGAAUACCCGAGGCUGCACCGACGGCGAAUCCGUCCGACCGCACGCCGGCGAUGCAGACGGAUGGGAAUAGCAAGGCGCCCAGCACCGUCGUCGACUUGGACGACUCGGAGCCAAUGACAACGUCGGAGAUCAAGCACGACAGGUCCGCUGAAAAGGUCGGCGUAGAUGAUGAUGCAGAAGGGAAGGAAGCAGAAGGGAAUUUCCCUCAUUUGACGACGACGGCGCAGGUGAUGCUCGUCUUCUUCUUGACGCUGGCGAUGGUGCUUAAUGUAGGUCCAAGCGCCGCGUGGGGGGUCGAGAUUCAGUUUCUCCGGCGAGGGGCGAAAGCGAGUUUCACUAAUGAAAGGAGACUGUAUCCAGAUUACUCAAGUUCAAGCUGUUGUACUUAGUCUGGAGGCGAUAGGGAGGGAUCUGACUAUUGAAGUCGUCAAUUAUCAAUGGCUUGUGAGGCCGACGACGGUGGGACAUCUAUUCUCCGAGUCGAGCGGGCCACUGAGAUCUCGCUCCGCCGAAAUAUCUUCUCACAGACUUCGGCCUAUUCACUUGCGUUCGGUGCCGUCUUACUUCUUUUCGGUCGACUGGCUGAUAUCCACGGUCCUAAACUGUCAGUCUUGCCCGCCAGGACCGUUUGCCCGAGUCCAGUCAACUAACCGGGCCGCGACCCUCUUCUCUACAGCAUCUUCCAAUUCGGUAUGGCAUUCUUCGCCGCCUUCUCUAUCGGAGUCGCUCUCGCCCCCAGCCAAGUCGCCAUGGGGAUAUUCAGGGCCAUGCAAGGCGUAGGCAUGGGGGCCGCCAUACCCUCCGCACUGGGUAUUCUAGGCGCAUCGUUCGCCCCUGGUCAGGCCAAGAGCACAGCUUUUGCCACCUUUUCCGCUGGGGCUCCCUUGGGAGGAUCCCUUGGAUGUGUUCUUGGAGGGUUCAUGACGCAAUAUGCGAGUUGGAGAACAACAUUCUACGUAUCUGCUGGGUUGGGCGUCAUCGUCAUCGCCGGGGCCCAAUAUUUCGUCCCUCGGGAUCCACCACGCAACAUGGAAUUGACCGUUGAUUGGAUUGGCGCCGCUCUCAUCACCAUCGGUUUGACGCUCUUCACCUUCGCCCUCGCCGACGGCUCAGGAGUCGGUUGGAACACCCCUUAUAUUCCCAUCAUGUUUGUCGUGGGGUUGCUCACCUUGGUUGCGUUCUGGUUCUGGGAAAGACAUCUCGAGUUUAGGACGGAGAAGCAGCCGUUGAUGUUGACGGCCUUGUGGUUCCAAGGGAGGUUUGCGUGCGUGCAACUCAUUGGGGCGCUGGGGUGGUGUGCAUUCAGCUCGUUCAUGUGAGUCACAAACCCUUUGUCCCUUUCUAUGCUGAAAUUUUAGAAAGCUGAUGCCGUCGCCUGUGCCCUGGAUCAGGUUCUUCGCCACCGAGUGGUUCCAGAACCUUCAAGGCCUGACACCUCUUCAGGCAACGGUGCGAUUCCUCCCCAGUCCAGUCACAGGGCUGAUCCUCAAUGUGAGCAUGCGGCAGAGCCGUUCAUCGAUAAUUCAUUUUCCAAGCCCUACGCUGACGAUAGUGUCCCGGGGUACGCUCGCAUAUGAUCGUCGCGGUGCUCGCGAGUCGAAUUGGUGCUCAAUGGUUGAUCGGCAUUGGCACACUUGGGACCGGUAUCGCUCCACUGCUCUACGCUGUACAAAAGCUCCAUGCCACCUACUGGUACGUUUGACGUGAAGCGGUAACUGGCCCGAGAAAGCGAAUCUCAGGCAACCCCUUCGUGCCUGUACAGGGCCUUCCAAUUCCCCGCCAUGAUCCUAUGCGUCCUCGGCGCAGACUUCAUCUUCGCCUGCUCGAUCCUUUACGUCUCCAAAGUCGCCGGACCGGGCCAACAAUCCCUCGCGGCUGGAUUGUUCAACCUUUCGACCCAACUCGGGACGGCAAUAGGGCUUGCGAUCGCGACGAUCGUGCAGAGCAAGGUCGUCGACAAGAAGGUUGCGAAUGUGAUCGUGUCGACCAAUUCAACGGUGCCACCUUUUGCUGUGGAGGCGGGGCUGAGAGCGGCCUUUUGGACGUGUGCGGCUUUCUCGUUCGCGGGUUCGGUGGUCGUGGCACUGUGCUUGAGAGGUAUUGGGAAGGUCGGGACGAGGACGAAGAAGGUCAAGGCGGAGGAGGAAGCGGCACAGAAUAUGUACACAAUGUAGCGCUUUGGUUACUCGUUAAAUUAUGACAUUUGGCAAUUAUAGAAACAGAUUAAAAAUCCAUUCAGGAGAUCAUGGCAUCGUGCUCCUGGGUCACGCCUUCUGGCCAAGAGGACAGGGGGUCUGGACCAGCAUCGGCGCGGGCGAUCACCGAGUCGUAUGUCCUCCGGGCGAAACGCCUUCCGAAUUCGAGCAUCAAUUGUUCCUCGGGGAACUGCAUAAGCUUUUCGAUCACCAAAGGCAGGCUCUUCUUUGA
This is a messenger RNA of Microbotryum saponariae, 2446 nucleotides long. The record is from the annotation of a GenBank genome assembly. Lineage: Eukaryota; Fungi; Basidiomycota; Microbotryomycetes; Microbotryales; Microbotryaceae.